AAAGAAAGAAGGAAGACGACUCCGUGGAAACGAUCUGUUCUGUUUACAGCGCAUCAUCCAUUCCAUUUCUGCCCCACAACCCCACAGAGCACAUAUUUUGAACCAUGAUGGUACAGAGAUUGAGUCAGAGAGCCCCAGAAAACAGCUGCAGCAGCAGAAUGGUUGCUUACUGAUUAGCUUCCUGCGGUGUGUUUGUUUGUAUGUCGGACGGCCGAAGAGAGAGAUCACUGCUGCAUCGCGCAUCUUUCUGUUCUGCAUCUUCAUCUUCAUCUGAUCUGCCUCCUCCACCAACAACUCAAUUCACUGAAUCCCCCCUUCUGAAACGCCGCCACCAUCCCGCGCCAGCGGCCGGUAGCAGCAGCGACGCCCAUCUGAAAUCCCAAGGCGCUGUGUGCUAUAGUUCUCUCUCCGUCACUCCGACUUUUUCCCCCCACACCAAAAAAUGGCCACCAACUUGCCGAUGACUUCUCAAAUGGAGCAGAUCCACGGCGAGAUCAACGACAAUUUCCGAGCUCUCUCAAAUGGGUUCCAGAGGCUUGAUAAGAUUAAAGAUUCUAAUCGACAGAGUAAACAGCUCGAGGAACUUACAGGCAGGAUGAGAGAGUGCAAAAGAUUGAUUAAGGAGUUUGAAAGUGAAAUCAAAGAUGAGGCAACCAGAAAUCCACCUGAGGUCACUAAGCAACUUAAUGACGAAAAACAAUCCAUGGUUAAAGAGCUGAAUUCCUAUGUGGCCUUGAGGAAAACGUACAUGAGUACUAACAAGAGGGUUGAACUGUUUGAUACGGGAGCUGGGGCCAGUGAACCGAUGCCAGAAGACAAUGCUCGAAUGGCAUCAGCUAUGUCAAAUCAAGAACUUGUUGAUGCUGGGAUGAAGACAAUGGAUGAGACUGAUCAGGCCAUUGAGCGCUCCAAAAAGGUCUUUCCCUCCAGUCCUUGCAAAAUCAGUUUUCUUUAUACCUGCUUGUUUUGCCAGACUGAGCAAAUGGAACGAAUUGUUAACGAGCUGGACACAAUUCAGUUUUCAAUUAAGAAGGCCUCGCAGCUGGUGAAGGAGAUUGGGAGGCAGGUGGCAACCGAUAAAUGCAUUAUGCUUUUCCUGGUUCUUAUUGUGUGUGGUGUAAUAGCAAUAAUCAUUGUGAAGAUUGUCAACCCAAACAACAAGGACAUCAGAGACAUUCCUGGACUGGCACCCCCAGCCCCGGCCAGGAAACUUUUAUAUCUAAGGGAUUCUCAAAAUCUGUAAGAGUAUAUUCAUUCAUCCUUUUGAGAAAUACAGAAGAACAGACAUUCCCAUCCACGGAUACCAUCAUGAUUAGUUUGGGAGCGGAAGGAAGAAUCCGGCUUGCUACUGGCGCUAUGCAACCCCAUUCUUGAUUGUUUUACUUUGCAUGAGAUGUGCAUAUUUCGUUUGGAGAUUGUUUGUGUACUAUAUUUGUUGAAGUAUCCGAGAUCCGUCAUGUCCUGUAUUCUUUUUCACUGUACACCACUUAUAUAGCUACUUUUAGGUGUGUUUCUGAGGCAAGACAAGGCAUUUACUGAGUUUGAUUGUUUCUUUCUGUGUUGGGUAAAGGUUCUUACUUCUUACUGGGUUUGUUCUCGAAGCAUAUAUGCUACGUACUCUUGUGCGAGCUAUUGUUUGGUUGUAUUCUCUUCUGUUCUCACAUAUCAUUCAUUGGACGAAGCACAAAUACACUCGGCUGAAAUCAUUAAUGAAUUGCGAUUAGGUAAUUGGACGAA
Molecule: messenger RNA, 1737 nt
Organism: Linum tenue
Lineage: Eukaryota; Viridiplantae; Streptophyta; Magnoliopsida; Malpighiales; Linaceae
Source: the annotation of a GenBank genome assembly